AUGGAACAUACCUCGAUAUCCUCCCCCGUUAAGAAACGAAAGCACAAAGAUGAUGAUGGGCAUUCUUCCAAAAAACGAAAACAUCACGACGAGGCCCUCGCUUCGACUCCCAAAAAGUCUAAGAAGGACAAACACCGAAAGCACAAAGACGAUACGAAGCCGACGCCCUCAGAGUCGCAAGCCCCGUCUUUUGAAUCUAUAGAAUCAUCUCCUUUCCAUCUCGUUAAAACCACCUUAUACCUCUCUGUCUCGCCGAUUUGUAUCUCUGAUGAGUUCGCUCUCUCCGGACUAUUGUCAGAGCACAUCACACCGCUAUUAUUGACAUAUUACCCGCCUGUUCGGGGGGUCGUCCUCGCCUUUUCCAACCCAUCACUGUCUUCCUCUCCUUUUACAGUGCCAAAAGACGCCCUAGACCCCACAGCACUCACGCUCGCCGUAUCAGGCGGCGAGUACGGUGUUCUAUACGUAUACCUCACAGUUACUCUGCUUGUAUUUCGCCCAGAGCGUGGCCAGGCUCUAGAAGGUUGGAUAAAUGUGCAAUCGGAAGGGUUUCUUGGUGCCGUCGUCCAUAACCUUUUUUCCAUUGGGAUCGAUCGAAAACGCCUCCCUCCAGCCUGGAAAUGGAUCGCGCCCGGCCAGCAACCUCCUGACAGAGUGCCGGAUGAAGAAGAUUCCAACUUUGAUAUAGAUAAGGAUGGCUUUCGCCCUUUGACGAGCGGGGAGCAUAUUCCUAACGAUUACGAGGAUGAAGCAUCUGCGGCGACAGGAUAUUUUAUGACAGGCUCUGGGAAACGGGUGAGGGGCAUGAUUAAAUUCAGGGUCAAGGAUGUUGAUGUUAUCCCGGGGAGUGAGCAUGAUAAAGGGUUUAUCAGCCUUGAGGGAACAAUGCUGAGCCCCGAGGAGGAGGCAAAGCUGAUUACUGAAGAGAAAAGAAGGGCUAUGCUAUCUCAGAAAGGUGUGGUUGACUUUUCAGUGAACAAAGGCGAUGACGUGAUGGUGUCUGGAGGACUAGUUGGAGAACACGCGGCUAGCAAGAGCGCUACUGGAAGUACAGAGAAGACUAAGAAAAAGAAAAAAAAGUCAAAAGAUUGA
Molecule: messenger RNA, 1092 nt
Organism: Ophidiomyces ophidiicola
Lineage: Eukaryota; Fungi; Ascomycota; Eurotiomycetes; Onygenales; Onygenaceae
Exons: 1
Coding region: 1-1092 (363 amino acids)
Biological process (GO): DNA-templated transcription initiation
Cellular component (GO): RNA polymerase I complex
Source: RefSeq, a predicted model, not a curated record